CAAAGAUCUAAGCUUUUCUUCUUUUCUCUCUCUACAAACAUUCAAAAAUGGCGGCCAUUGGAGCUUCAUCUAGUGAUGGUUUGAUCGUCUGCUUCGGCGAGAUGCUAAUUGACUUUGUUCCGACUGUCUCCGGCGUCUCCCUGGCAGAAGCGCCUGGAUUCUUGAAAGCCCCCGGCGGUGCUCCGGCGAACGUAGCAAUCGCGGUGGCUAGACUCGGCGGAAAGGCGGCGUUCGUCGGAAAACUCGGAGAUGACGAGUUCGGACAAAUGCUGGCUGGGAUCUUGAAAGAAAACGGUGUCAACGGCGACGGAAUCUUAUUCGAUAAGGGCGCUAGAACUGCGUUAGCAUUCGUUACUCUCCGCGACGACGGAGAACGAGAGUUCAUGUUUUACCGGAACCCUAGUGCCGAUAUGCUUCUCACGGCUGAAGAACUCAACCUCGAUCUUAUUAGAUCUGCUAAAGUGUUUCAUUAUGGAUCAAUAAGUUUGAUCGUGGAGCCAUGCAGAUCGGCUCAUAUGAAGGCGAUGGAGGUGGCGAAAGACGCCGGAGCUUUGCUGUCGUACGAUCCGAAUCUGAGACUGCCUUUGUGGCCGUCGCCGGCGGAGGCGCGUGAGCAGAUUAUGAGUAUUUGGGAGAAGGCGGAGGUUAUCAAAGUUAGUGACGUGGAGCUUGAAUUCUUAACUGGGAGUGAUAAAAUUGAUGAUGAGUCAGCAUUGUCUUUGUGGCAUGAUAAUUUGAAACUCCUACUUGUCACUCUUGGCGAGAAAGGGUGUAGAUAUUACACUAAGGGUUUUCGAGGGAGUGUGGAUGGUUUUAAUGUGAAUGCUGUGGAUACAACUGGAGCUGGAGAUUCAUUUGUGGGUGCUCUGUUAUGCAAGCUUGUUGAUGACCCGUCUGUUCUUGAGGAGGAGGGUAAAUUGGUAAAAGUGUUGAAAUUUGCUAAUGCAUGUGGGGCGAUAACAACGACUAAGAAAGGGGCAAUUCCGGCUCUGCCUACUGAAUCCGAUGUUCUUAGUCUUAUCGAAGGCUAGGGCGAAAUUGUUGUCGUUGUCGCUGCGAUUCAAGAAGUUUAGUUGAGACUUGAGGGUUUUUAAUAUUGUUCUGAUGGUUAAAAUGUUGCUUGUUUUUUCAAUAAUGUUUAAUAAUUUGUAAUUGUUGUUGUUAAUGCGGCUUUACAAGUGCAAGCAAUUAAUAAAUU
Molecule: messenger RNA, 1198 nt
Organism: Impatiens glandulifera
Lineage: Eukaryota; Viridiplantae; Streptophyta; Magnoliopsida; Ericales; Balsaminaceae
Product: probable fructokinase-4
Exons: 4
Coding region: 48-1031 (327 amino acids)
Biological process (GO): fructose metabolic process
Cellular component (GO): cytosol
Molecular function (GO): fructokinase activity
Source: RefSeq, a predicted model, not a curated record